Messenger RNA from Priapulus caudatus, 1087 nucleotides. RefSeq lists its product as uncharacterized. NCBI's taxonomy places the organism in Eukaryota, Metazoa, Priapulida, Priapulimorpha, Priapulimorphida, Priapulidae. The record is from RefSeq and is a predicted model, not a curated record. Bases 1 to 390 code for a protein of 129 amino acids. The transcript has 3 exons. Gene Ontology annotation, molecular function: DNA binding.
AUGCAGGGGGAGCCACUGCGCUACGACGGCCCGGCGGACGACGGCGGCGGCGGCGGCGGCCUGAUGGUGGAGCUCUACAAGGGAUAUCGGGUGUUCGUCACGCAGCGGCAGAUGAUCGAGAUUCUGUCGAAGCGUAAGGGCGAGGCGGCGGCGCGGUGCCUGCUCAUGACGUUCUACCGCAAGCACGAGCUGCUGGGACGCAACCUGACGGGUCGAGGCAGCGGCACGAAGAGCGCGCUCGACCCCGCCAUCACCAAGAGCAUCAUCGCGUUCUGCAUCGACCGCUUCCCAGAAUGCACCGCAACGAAGAUCAAGGCGGUGCUGCGAACGUGCAUCACACGCAUCGAGUGGGAGGCCAAACAUGGCCGCUUCAACCCCUCGCUGCAGUAGAGGGCGCCACCGCCGCGCGGACGUUCGCGCGGCAAUGGCGGCCGAACACGACCGAGACGACCAGGGGGAGCGAUCGCAGCGUCUCUUGCGGCGUUCUCGAAAAAAAUCUCGCCGCUCGAGAAAAUGGCCGCCGCCUGAUUUCGCAGCGUCGCCGCGCGAAAUGUCAGUCGCAGCGCUGGGCUGCACCGUACGACCCCUGGUGGCGUCGCACGCGAAACCUCGCCCAGCCGCGCGCAGCGACCCCUAGUGGCGCGUCGCGAGACAGUGUAGCGGCGGACAAUCGCGGUGUCACCUCAUUUCCACAGUGCGCGCGCCGCUCCAGCCUCCGCCGCCGCCGUCGGACACCAGGUGGCGUUGUCGUCUGCACGAGCCCGCAGAGUCGCAUGGGUGGUGGCGCCGGUGUCUGCUCGCUCACGGGAAACAUAGGUGGCGCUCCUCUCCAUCUGUUGCGCGCAGUAAUGCAGGUGGCACUCAUGUUGGCUUUGCAAUCCCGGAAACAUCAGAGCAACGUCCGCGUCAGUCCGGCAAACACACCAGCAGGGGGCGCAACCGUCUCUAUAGAACCGCCAGGUGGCGCUACCGUUUGUCUACCGCCGCCCGACGGUCGAUUUACGUAGCGCCACGUCAUGUAGGUGGCGCUACCGUUUGUCUACCGCCGCCCACAUGCAUCCACUAUAGGUGGCGCCGCUGCCGCCGC